AUGUUGCAACGAAGGGUUGUGAACCGAAUUGAACUUACUGUCAACGUGGUUGCGGUAAAGGGCGCAAAGCGCUUGAAAAUGCAUUUUGCCUUGAGUUUUGUUUUGAAAUAUAUUUGCGAGUAUGCUGAUGAAUUACGAAAGAAUAACAAAAUAAAGGAUAACGCUUUUUCAAUGGGAUGUGCGAUAUCUGUUGGAAUACAAUGUUUGGAAGCAGUUCAGGAGCUGCAUAACGUCGGGUAUCUGCAUAGAGAUCUCAAACCAGCAAACUUUUGCAUAUGCGUGGAUGAUGUGCGACGUAUAUUCCUUCUAGACUUUGGAAUGUGUCGUCGUUAUAUUGACAGCGAUAAUGCCGUGAGAAGACCACGAUGGGCAUCAGGAUUUCGUGGUACACAACGAGGUUGGUUCAGCUAUGCUGCUAUAAGUUGCCAUAUAUCCAGAGAAAUGGCCAGGAAAGACGAUCUGGAGAGUUGGCUGUAUCAGCAAGUAGGCAGCAAUGUUUGUGCAGAUGUGUAA
Molecule: messenger RNA, 513 nt
Organism: Strongylus vulgaris
Lineage: Eukaryota; Metazoa; Nematoda; Chromadorea; Rhabditida; Strongylidae
Source: the annotation of a GenBank genome assembly